This is a messenger RNA of Diceros bicornis minor, 1112 nucleotides long. RefSeq names its product olfactory receptor 7G1-like. Lineage: Eukaryota; Metazoa; Chordata; Mammalia; Perissodactyla; Rhinocerotidae. Gene Ontology annotation, molecular function: G protein-coupled receptor activity; olfactory receptor activity. The record is from RefSeq and is a predicted model, not a curated record. The coding region runs from base 22 to 975 and encodes 317 amino acids. Gene Ontology annotation, biological process: G protein-coupled receptor signaling pathway. The transcript has a single exon. Gene Ontology annotation, cellular component: membrane.
UCCAUCAGAUUCAUCAACAACAUGGAACCCAGAAAUUGCACAGAUGCUCCAGAAUUCCUUCUUCUGGGAUUGACAGAUGAUCCAGAACUGCAGCCCCUCAUCUUUUACCUGUUCUUGUCCAUGUACCUGGUCACCAUCCUGGGAAAUCUGCUCAUUACCUUAGCUGUUAGCUCUGACUCAUAUCUCCACACCCCCAUGUACUUCUUUCUCUCCAAUCUGUCCUUUACUGACAUCUGUAUAAGCACCACCACAAUCCCAAAGAUGCUGGUAAACAUACAAGCACAGAAUCAGAGCAUUACUUAUAUAGGCUGCCUCACGCAGACCUGCUUUUUCCUGGUUUCCGUUGGCUUUGAAAAUUGUAUUCUUGCAGUUAUGGCCUAUGAUCGCUAUGUGGCCAUUUGUCAUCCACUGACAUACACAGUCAUAAUGAACUCCCGCUUCUGUGGACUGCUGAUUCUAUUCUCUCUGUUCAUUAGCAUUGGGAAUUCCCUCCUCCAGAGUCUCAUGGUGUUGCAGCUGACCUUCUGCACAACCCUGGAAGUACCACUAUUUUUCUGUGAAGUUGUUCAGGUCAUCAAACUUGCAUGUUCUGAUACCCUCAUCAAUAACAUUCUGAUAUAUUUUGCAACUAGCAUAUUUGGUGGUAUUGCUAUGUGUGGAAUCAUUUUCUCUUAUACUCAAAUCGUCUUCUCUGUGUUGAGAAUGCCGUCACCUGGUGGAAAGUAUAAAGCUUUUUCCACCUGUGGGUCUCACCUCUCAGUUGUAUCCUUAUUCUAUGGAACGGGUUUGGGAGUGUACAUUAGUUCUGCUCUUGCUAACUCUUCCAGAAACACUGUAGUGGUUUCAGUGAUGUACACUGUUGUCCCUCAAAUGCUGAACCCCUUCAUCUAUAGCCUGAGGAACAGGGACAUAAAAGUAACCUUGAGAAAACUCAUUGGUCAGAUACCAUUGUUUUUUCAGGAGUGUGUGGUUUAAAUUCCACUUGUAUUUUCCGCUUGUCUUCUCUUAUGGAUUUCUAGCUUCGUUAUAUUGUCAUCAGAAAAGACACUUUGUAUGAUUUCAACCUUUUAAAAUUUAUUGAGAUUUGCUAUGUAGCCUUACGCGUGAUCUAU